Messenger RNA from Benincasa hispida (wax gourd), 806 nucleotides. RefSeq names its product 10 kDa chaperonin 1, chloroplastic-like. Gene Ontology annotation, molecular function: metal ion binding; protein folding chaperone; ATP binding. Lineage: Eukaryota; Viridiplantae; Streptophyta; Magnoliopsida; Cucurbitales; Cucurbitaceae. The record is from RefSeq and is a predicted model, not a curated record. Gene Ontology annotation, cellular component: chloroplast; mitochondrion.
UUGCAAGGGAAAAAUUGAGAUUUUAUUAUCAUCGAUUUGGUUGGCAAUUAUCCACCCAGAAAGAUUUUGAGUUUAGGGUUUAGAAGUUCAUAGAACAUUCUAGACUGAUAAUCCAUUUUAUCAUAACACAAGCUCGACCCAUCUCUUCCAUUAGGACGGUUUUAACAAUAUUUCCAUUUCAGUCUCGCUCUGCAGCUGUUCCCAAAGCUUGCGCCUUCGCUGUUUAGCUCACUAUCUUAUCCAUGGCGUCUAUGUUCUUGACUGUGAAGCCCUUUGUAAACAAAAUCGAUGCACCCACUUUCUCGAAUCAGAGAUUACACAGCACUCGGAGAACUUCCCUUAAAGUCUGUGCAGUGGCGAAGAAAUUGGAACCCACCAAGGUUGUUCCACAAGGGGAUAGAGUCCUCAUUCGGCUCGAGGAGCUUCCUGAGAAAUCAGCAGGAGGAGUUCUACUUCCCAAAUCAGCCGUUAAAUUCGAGCGUUAUCUUUUGGGAGAGAUCCUAUCUGCAGGUGCUGAUGCAGGGGAAUUGGGGAAAGGAAAGAAGGUUCUUUUCUCAGACAUAAGUGCUUACGAGGUGGAUUUAGGCACAGAUGCAAAACAUGUCUUCUGCAAAGCAAGUGAUUUACUGGCUGUAGUUGAGUAAAGUUUCAGGAAAAAAAAGAAGCCAUAACUCUGAUUGUUUUAGGUACCUUCUUUUUUGUAAGACCGAAGGAUUUUUCAUUGUGUUUGCUCCAAAUGUAAUUUAAUAUUAUAUCUUGAAGUCUCUGAUUCAGUUCUUUGGAUAUUAUUUCACUCUGUUUUGCCA